UCAAUUCUGCUCUGAUCGACAGAAAGACACAAAUGGCUUACGCUGCUGUAACUUCACUUAUGGAAACACUUUCUCUAAAUUUCUUGCAAUCACAACCACCCUUUCCUCUUGAAGAUUUAGCGGAACAGAUCAGAGACGAUGGCAAUGAAAAUCUUAGCUUGCUGCAACAAAUUCUUGAGGAUAUGGCGAUGGAAGAUGUAGAGUUGGACGAAGCGUCUUCAAAGGGUUGGAUGAAGCUUCAUGGAAUCUUCAAUAAUCGAUCAGUAAAACAUAGUGAUUACACCAAGAAGAAGAAGUUAAUUAAAAGUGGAAAGCAGCAGCAGCUGCUUGCAGAGUGUUCAUCACAAAAUGAAAGAAUCACUAAUAGGCUCAGGGAGGUGGGUGAAGUCAAACAAAAGAUAGUUUCUCUCCAUCAAAAUCUUGGCUUGCUGCAACAAAGUCUUGAGAAAAUGGAGAUCGCCUGUCAUGAUGCGAGGGUGAUGAAAGAUUUAGAGGCGCAGAUCAGAGAUGCAUCAUUCAAAGCGGAAGAAAGGAUUGAGAUGGAGUUGACUGCCAUUUAUCUAGCAAAGGAUAGUCUUAAUGUAACAGCUUGCCUGCUCAGGCUUCAUCAAAUCUUCAAUGAAGCACAGAAACAGACUGAUUACCAGAUCAGGGAUGGUAAUGAAAAUCUUAGCUUGCUGGACGAAGAAAUUGUUGAGGCUCAGAUUAGAGAGAUGGCGUUGGAAGCGUCACCAGCGCGUUACCCCAGGCUUUAUGGAAAGAAGCAGCUUGAUCGGGUCAGAAAGGUGGGUGAAGUCGAACAAAAGAUGGCCUCUCUCCAUGAAAAUCUUAGCUUGCUGCAGGACAUUCUUCAGAAAUCUGAGAUUGGCAAUGAUGUUGCGGGGGCGAUGAAAGAUUUAGAGGCAACGAUGAGAGAUGUAUGGUUCAAAGCCGAAGAAAGGAUUGAGAUGGAGUUGACUACCAUUUAUCUAGCAAAGGAUAGUCUUCUUCAUCUAACAGCUUGCCUGCUCAGUAGGCUUCAUGAAAUCUUCAAAGAAGCAGAAAAACAGACUAAUUACCACAGGAAUGAGUUGAUUAGGCUUGCAAAGGUUUCACUCCUUGGUGGGAUUCGACGAAGAGGACUACAGCUUGCCAGAUCAUCACUGCAUGAUCUAGUACACAAGAAAAAUAUUGUGAGUAACUUUUCCAGAAACGCUUCAAAGUUUGACGGUGGAAUGGUCGGUUGUGUGAAGCCGUUCGAGAAGAUAUUGGAUCAGCUGCUCACGCAACAAACAACUAAGGCGAGACAAGUUGUUUCAAUUGUUGGCAUGGGAGGAAUAGGCAAGACCAUGUUAGCACACAAAGUUUAUGAACAUCCGUCAAUUACUUCUUAUUUUGACAUACGAGCAUGGGUUACUGUAUCCCAAGAGUUUAACCAGGAACAAAUGCUCCGAUGCCUUAUUGGUUGUGUUAUUGCAGCAUCAAGAGAUGAACUCCAUAAACAGAGCACUGACCAAGAUCAAUUAGCUGAACGCCUGCGUAAACACUUGAAGGAACAGAGGUAUUUGAUAGUGAUGGAUGAUAUAUGGAGCACUAAUGCUUGGGAUAGUGUGCAAAGAUGCUUUCCAGAUGAUAAUAAUGGUAGUCGUAUACUAUUGACUUCUCGACUCAGAGAGGUGGCAGAAUAUGCAAGCUCAGACUUACAAAACAUGGUAGUAGGCUUGAGGAGGAAGAGAGUGAUGAAUGAAUAGCAGUAGGUAUGUAGGCUGACAAUUCGUUGGAGAAAUUGUUGGAAGACAUGACAAAUUUUGAAUGUGCAUAGUGGCCUGGUGAGCU
Molecule: messenger RNA, 1815 nt
Organism: Ipomoea nil (Japanese morning glory)
Lineage: Eukaryota; Viridiplantae; Streptophyta; Magnoliopsida; Solanales; Convolvulaceae
Exons: 6
Coding region: 33-1730 (565 amino acids)
Biological process (GO): defense response to other organism
Molecular function (GO): ADP binding
Source: RefSeq, a predicted model, not a curated record